AUGUUGACGGAGUUGGAUGAGUGGAGGAAUGAAGCGUAUGAGAGUUCCCGUAUCUACAAGGAAAGGGCAAAGAAGUUUCAUGAUUUGAGCAUUCGCACAAAGGAAUUCAAGCCGGGACAUGAGGUACUCUUGUAUGAUUCUAAGCUUCGUCUAUUUUCUGGCAAGCUGCAGUCUAGAUGGAGAGGUCCAUAUGUGGUUCACAAGAGCAAUUGGAAUGUGACUUAUGAGUUGCUUGCAUCGAAUGGGUCCACUUUCACUGUUAAUGGCCAUCGCCUCAAACCGUACUUCAAAGCAGAGUUGGACCACGAUGUGGAAGUGGUCAAUUUCAUUGAUCCAUGA
Molecule: messenger RNA, 339 nt
Organism: Salvia miltiorrhiza (redroot sage)
Lineage: Eukaryota; Viridiplantae; Streptophyta; Magnoliopsida; Lamiales; Lamiaceae
Exons: 1
Coding region: 1-339 (112 amino acids)
Source: RefSeq, a predicted model, not a curated record